AUGUCUUCGGGACUGAAUGCCUCUUGGAGGAAGUCUCUCCCUGUCCCAUCCUCCUUCCCUUCCUCCUUCCUUUCACACCUCGCUGCAACCACUGACGUGGCUGUUUCUGUCUUCCUCAUCAUCACAGGAACAGUGUCAAUUUUGGGAAACGGGGUGGUUCUGCUAGUUUUUAGCCGCAAGAGGACUCAUCUGAGGCCCCCAGAGCUCAUGACCAUAAACCUGGCGAUCUGCGAUUUUGGAUACAGCCUCCUGGGGGCGCCAUUUCUCAUAUAUUCCAGCUUGUCCCAUGCCUGGGUGUUUGGGGAAGCUGGGUGCAUGUGGUACGGGAUUCAGGGUUCCGUUUUCGGAAUCGGUUCCCUCAUCACCACGUGCCUCAUUUCACUUGAACGGUGCCUCAAGAUCUGCAGUUUCAGAUAUGGUCAGUGGAUAGAGAGAAGACAUGUGGCCAUGUCUGUUGGGUUGGUGUGGAUCUACACCAUUUUCUGGGCUUCUCUACCAUUGGUGGGAUUUGGAAGUUAUGGACCAGAACCAUUUGGGACAAGCUGCACUAUAAACUGGUGGAGACUGAAGUCCUCUCUCAAUGACAGGAUCUACAUCUGCCUGACAAUGACCUUGUGCUUUGCAAUCCCUGCUUUGACCAUGAUAGCCUCGUACAUCAUCAUCCUGCUGACGGUUCAUCGCUCGGGGCGUUCUCUGGCAUCUAUACCCUCCUCAGCUGUCAGUCACAGUAAAAAAGACCUGCGACUUACGAGGAUUGCAGCUGUGGUGUGCUCCACAUUCCUCAUAGCCUGGACCCCCUAUGCAAUCGUCUCCAUCUACUCUGCGCUUGUAGUAAAGGAGGAGCAAGGAGGGGACACAGGGGUCCAGAGGGGAGGGGCAGGGGGGGGAGUGGUGCCCUCCAUGGGAGAGGGGGACAGAAUUCCAGCUGUGUUCAGCCUCUCCACUUUCUUCAACUGGAGUUCCGCAGAAAACACACAUGAUUCUCACUCUUCAAAAAACACCACCCACGAUUCCCACCCUGGACUAGGCUCCAGUCCUACGUUCAGCUCUGACUCUCCAUUGGGAAGUCACAGUCCUCAUCCUGUGUCCGAUUUACCACCUGAACUCACGCUGAUACCAGCAAUGCUGGCCAAGUCUCACUGUAUGAUAAACCCAUUCAUAUACCAGAUCAUGAACAAGGAAUUCCGGGAAGAUGUGUACUACAUGUUCUGUGCGAGAGGAAGGGAAAGUGAGAGAAGGAGAUGGAGAGGCAGGGAAACCAGCUACACAGAGGGCAAUCGCGGAAGCAUAAGCCUAUCCUAUUGUCACAGCUGGAGCAGAAAAAGCACAAACACCACUUCAUCAGCGGUCGAGACGACCAGCAAGAGGGACACAGGGAGCACGAGGAGAUGCAAAGGAACUGGGGGCUAUUGGCAAGACAAUCAGUCUGUCGGGGAGACUUCAGUGGAUGUCCCCAAUCUGGACACCCAGGUCAACCUGGACAGACAAUCAGGAAGUGAAGGAGAAUCAACACUAGGGAGAGAGGGACACUUGAUGGCGAGCAGUUUAAUUUAUGAGUAA
Messenger RNA from Megalops cyprinoides (Indo-Pacific tarpon), 1560 nucleotides. It is a transcript of the gene opn9, whose product is annotated as opsin 9. Gene Ontology annotation, biological process: G protein-coupled receptor signaling pathway. Gene Ontology annotation, cellular component: membrane. The record is from RefSeq and is a predicted model, not a curated record. The coding region runs from base 1 to 1560 and encodes 519 amino acids. The transcript is spliced from 8 exons. Gene Ontology annotation, molecular function: G protein-coupled receptor activity. NCBI's taxonomy places the organism in Eukaryota, Metazoa, Chordata, Actinopteri, Elopiformes, Megalopidae.